AUGAAUUUACUAUCACCACAUGGCAGAAUUGCGCGCUUGAUACGAAAACACGCAGAAGGAUAUCAAAAUGCAAACGUCUCGGAUGGGGGGCCUCGAGCAAGAAGAUGUGCCACCUUACCAAGCGUCGAUUUGGCCAAAUUUCUUACUACCCUGCACGUACUGUGGCAAAAGAUCGUAGCCAUUCUCCGUGGCAACCCUCUUCCCUAUGAUGAAGCGUUCAAGGCGACUCGAAGGCCGUCAAUCAAGGUCCUCGUCAUGCAUCUCAUCCCUAUCGCAGCUGUCUUUGUCAUCACCUCCUUGAACCUUUACGGGUACUGGAUAGGCAAAGAGCUCUCCGGGGUCAACAACCAGAAUGCUCCAAAGGAACUAGCGCUCCAGUUGACCGCGAAAGCCCACGAGCUGCUUAUCCUGGCUUCCGUCAGCGAGAUAGUACUCACUCAUUUGCUCAAGAGUUUGGCUUGCGGCUACGGUUUGCCUUUUGGUUCGCUCACGGCCGGCAGCAAGUUCAAGGAUCUGUCUUACAUCUGGUCUCGGGACUUUCGCGCAAUGUGGGCUGUUGGCUAUCCUCGAAAAUCGCUCCUACUUCCUCUGAUCUUGUUAUGUCUCGUUCUCAGCAUCGUCGCUGGACCAUCAUCUGCCACGGCAUUGAUCCCCAGACUUGCUGAAUGGCCAUCAGGGAAGGCUGUCAUGACUCUCAACACCACCGAAGAUGCCUUAUGGCCUUCCCGACUUGAAGGAGGUAUUUCAUCAUCAUCAUCAUCAUCUACCAGUUGUGAUAAAUCUACAUUGGGCUGCUUCAAUCCGUUGACUUGGGAUUCCAUCGGGUCGGCCCUUUUCUCGUACUGGGGUCACGACACUACGGGCGGCUCGCCGGCACUUCCACAACAUAUCAAUGUCCCGGGAGUCUCGUCCUUGCGAUCAAUGGACACGAAACUUCGGAUUUCGGCAGGGUCACUGGAUCCACCGUAUACGCUCGCCACGGUCCAGCACGCCGUCACUGGGGACAUGGUCAACACCUUCCGCUUCCUGACCUUUCCGUCCAGGUCGAAAAAGUGUGGAAAGAGAUGGGCUGGUGCCAUGUGUUCUUAUCAAGACGUCAAGUGGUAUGCGAAGACAAUGCAACCAUUGGUUUUGUCGACGUGCAUGGAGACUGGACUGAACACGACGAGGAUUGCAUUUCCUUCACUUCAACCCAAGACCUUUGUUUUGACGACGCGAUAUAUUGACAUCCAGAAUGUCACUUUUGGGGACGAUGAACGACACCCUCAAUUUCGUUGGGUGUCAUCUACCAAUCAAGAAAUGUCGGACACUUCUGCGAGUAUCGAUGUGGUGGUCAAAUUGCCAGCGACCACGUUUGGGGUGCGCGGUGGGUUCGCCUGUACAAUUCAAGCGCAGUGGUCCAAGUCAACCACGUUUACAAGUUUCACUGGUACAGACAAUCUGGUAAGUAGUACGGUGUCGGGAAUGAAGUCUUCAAUGCUCGACGCCAAACAAUACAAGAGUCAACCGGUCUUGUCGAUCGCGUCUGAAUGGGCUCAGAGAGUUGUCGACAGUCGAUUGAACUCUCAAUCAAAUGAUACUCGUACGGCGUUUGAGAGUUUCAUGCAACUUGGUGAGGUCGAUGCCAAUCCAGAGGGUAAAAUUGAAAUGGCACUGUCGGUCCUGUUCGCAGAGACGAUGGCCCACACGAGUUCGGGUACGGCACCACUAUCCAUUUCCAGCAAAUCUCUAUCUCAAGGAGAGUGGGGUUUUGAGUGCCGGGCAGCAGCAGAAUCAAGGGUUGCCAAUAUCGACAUCACCGACGACUCCAGACGGCAAGCAGGAAGAACCGACGAAGUUUACGCUGUCAACCUCCACGGUAGGUUAUGGCUAUGGACUGUUCACCGUGUCGGGACUAUCUUGGUCCACGAUGAUUUCAAUCGUCGUGUUGUACGUGUAUGCGCUUGUGGCCCUGGUCCAUCUGGUGUGUCUUUACGCGUCCCGAGAAUUGUACAUCGAGUCGUGGAGAGAGGAUAG
Messenger RNA from Exophiala oligosperma, 2016 nucleotides. RefSeq lists its product as uncharacterized. The transcript has a single exon. The record is from RefSeq and is a predicted model, not a curated record. Bases 1 to 2016 code for a protein of 671 amino acids. Lineage: Eukaryota; Fungi; Ascomycota; Eurotiomycetes; Chaetothyriales; Herpotrichiellaceae.